UGGAAAAAAUCUAAAUGAGCUACACAAAAGCUCGGUUACGAUGUUUAAAUUCAAACAUAUUAUGCAUUUUUUUUUUUAUUAAAGGAUCCCCGGUAUUCCCUUGCGGUCCAUCGCCCCGCAGCCCCCAGACACUGAGAGAGAAGAGACAGCAAGCGAGUCCCUAUGAAGCUGUGAAAUAGGGUUUAAAACUGCAGAGAUCUCUUAUAUUGGCUUACUUUGAAAGGGCCGCGUUGCUGUGGGGUAGGAGCGUAUUUCUUUUUUUUUUUUAUUUAAAUGUGGUUGAUAAAACAGCAGGUUACAUUUUGUUUAAUUUUAAAUUUAGUUGUUUGCUAUGAACACGGCACGGCGGCAUCAACAAGACCGAUUGCAUUUAAAAUGUAAGAAAUAAACAGAAAGGCACCGGGGAAAUGAAUAAAUAUACCAGCAACUUCUAACCAGAAUCCCGCGUGCAGCCACAGACAGUGUGAAGAUGGAAUCAGUCCAGAUUAAAGAGGAGUUCUUUGAACCUGAACUUCUCCCCUUUAGAGUGGAGUUCUUUGGGCUGACUUCCCUCCCCAUUAAACGGGAGCUCUGUGAGAUGCAAUGUGACAGCAGUCAGUCAGAAGUCUUUGAGAUGAAAGCUGAGCACAAUGAAUUGGAGAUCCCCCAGACAGAAGAACCCCUUCCAGUUAAACAAGAGGAGGUGCUGGAAAUUGUCAGUAUUAAAUGGGAGCCCCCUGAAGUAGAGUUUGACCAUGUGGAACCAGGGAAGGAAGAAUCCGAGGACUUAAAACCAAACAUCCCUGAGCUGGAGCCUGUACGCCUGCGGGAGUGUAGCGUGGUGCUGGAGAGAAUCUGCGUGAGAGAGCAAGGUGCUGGAGAGGAAGGGUUUCCCAACAGCACACAAGGAGAUGGACAGGGAGAGAGGCGCUCACAUUCAGAAUGCAGUCUAGCAGACAAUAAGGGGGUGCUUGUGUCUCUCUCUCCCAGACUGGCCACGCAGUGUGGAUACAGCUUAACCGUUGACUUCCUGGGAAAUGCCAAGUUCCUUGCUUCUGUGCUGAGCUGCUUUGCUCAGAACACAAAUGACCUACAAGCUGACAGAAAUCAAUGUCUACUCAAACAGUUUUAUGACUUCAGGUUCCUCCUAUGUUCAGAGCAUGGGCGGAGAGGGAAAUUCUGUGUGAAAGAAACUACAUGAAGGUUUCAGUGAGAAGAGGUGUGCCACUUAUUGAGCCAAACUUUGUUCAAGAUGAUCCUGAUUGGUCCCUUGCAUACCCUGAGGUAAAAUCAUCUAACUUUGCAUUUUGAUUCAUUCACAUCCCCAUGGUCUUGCCUACUGAGGUCUACUCUACUGUCUCAUCUAGUGGAAGCAAAAUCUAACGACCCCUUAACUUUAACCUGUCUCCCAAGAUGGCUGCUGUAUUGGAAUUGUGUGCCAUUUAAGGUACUGGCUUUUGUUACGGGUCUGGGGAUAGCCUUGCCCAUCACAGAUUACUGUUAAUAAAGAAACUGAGACAGUAAUGCUUUCUAUUCUUCAGCUGGAGUCUUUACUAAUCACAAAUGCAGUAGCAUUUACAAAAAUACAUCUUUUCAUUCAUUUUUAUUAUUUUUCUUUUACAGAACAUAAACAUUCAUUUAUAGCAUUCAUUCUAUUUAAUUUCAUUGUGUUUAAUUUCAGAACAAUUCACCAUCUCCAUUCACUAGUCAACACAGAAUCCUCUUCAAUACAAAAUAAAUCUAUCAAAUUCAAAGGUUCUAGUUCCCCGAUUAUCUUAGACCCAGUGACUAACUGCACUGCCACCUACUGGUUAGUAGUGAUAAAAAGGCUAGUAGUUUUGCGAUAAACCAAAUCUAUGACAAUUCUCUGCCUGUCACACUUUGCAUCUGGAAAAUUGUGUUCCGUCUCCCAGCAAAUAGAAAGCAGGCUAUGACUGUUGCUCAGGCCAUGACAAAUGGCUAUGGCAUAAAGACUACACCAACUCGAAUUCUGGUUAGAGCUGCAUACAACUCCACAGAAAGCCAGCCUCAGGUGGUAAGUAGUCGAGGCUUCAUUGAUCUCUAGUACAGUAUAUACAAACUGUGACAGUGACUACAGUCUUGCUUUUGUUAUAGUGAAAGUCCCCUCACCUCUAACAGAUCCAAACUGUACCAAUGGCUGUGCUAAGAUCAACCACCUUUUAUAAGCAAAGCUGGAUGGUCAUGAUGGUGGACACUGCAGUUACAUGUCCUACUGAUGGAAGAGCCUUCACAGAAGAGAUGAUCACAUGGAAUGUUCCCCGUGUUCUACCUCUUGUUUCUACACCACAAAUUACUACCCUUGUUGUUCAAAUGGGAGUUGAUGGCCGCAAGCUUGAC
This is a messenger RNA of Polyodon spathula (Mississippi paddlefish), 2337 nucleotides long. RefSeq lists its product as uncharacterized. NCBI's taxonomy places the organism in Eukaryota, Metazoa, Chordata, Actinopteri, Acipenseriformes, Polyodontidae. The transcript is spliced from 6 exons. Bases 470 to 1180 code for a protein of 236 amino acids. The record is from RefSeq and is a predicted model, not a curated record.